CGUCACCCAUUCGAGAAUGGAAUGGAACCUUGCAGAUUCAUUCGCGCCUUAACGCGACAUCGGAUGACAGCCGCUCAACUCGGGGAGGUGGGCAUGGAACGCCCUGUACCUGACUGAAGAAGAAAACAACCGCCACGUACUUAACUUGCAGCGAAAUGGCAGCCCCAAGUGAAUUCCCAGAGAUCCAAGGCGGCGGCAGUUUGAUGCUGGCCUGGCAGAUUCGAGGCAAGAAAGCUCUGAUUGUUGGUGGUGGCGAGGUCGCAGCCGGCCGCAUCUACCACCUACUCAAUGCCGACGCCGCCGUGACCUGUGUCAGCCCGUCGGCCGGCUUACACCCCGAGGUGGCGCACCGCAUCGCCCAUGGGCAAGUCACGCACGUCGACAGGGUUUUUGUCCCUACGGACCUCGAUGACCCGGCCAUUUCCAUGGUCCUCGUUGCAAUUGACGACCCUGUUGCGUCCUCUGAGAUAUGGAAGCUCUGCAAGGCACGCCGCAUCCCCGCCAACAUCGCCGAUGUGCCACCCGAGUGUGACUUUUACUUUGGCAGCAUUCACCGUGACGGUCCGCUGCAGAUUAUGGUGUCGACAAACGGGAAAGGUCCACGUCUGGCGAACCAGAUCCGCAGGCACAUUGCAGAGAGCCUGCCGCCAAACGCGGGCGCCGCCGUGGAAAAAGUGGGUGCGCUGAGGGCGCGUCUAAGGCAGAUUGCACCCGACGCGGAAGAGGGACCGAAGAGGAUGCGGUGGAUGAUCAAGGUCAGCGAUGCGCUCACAUUUGAGCAGCUGUGCGCUUUGACGGACGAGGACAUGGAGAACAUCCUGGGAUACUACAUGGCUGAGGGUGUACCGACAUUCAAGGAGAUCAUGGAUAUGAGGGCCGAGAAAAAAGACAUUGAUCCUUCCGCUGAAGAGGAGGUGGAGGAUGUGGUAGAGGGUAUUGAUAAGAAGUUGCACACCUAGAUUCGUCAACCGGCAACCUGCUUUGUUCCACCUAAACUUCAACUUGCAAUCCACUGUCAGGCGCUGUAUGUCCACCUUGUGGUACGACAUACAGUGUUUAUUUACAAGUAAUUACCAGCAAAUUUUCAACCGGAACAUGUCACAAAGCAGACAAAGCGAAAUAUGGCCAUCUCUCACUUUGCCUAUCCGGUUCUGAAAAGCUGCUGGACCUGGGUCAGUAGUAACUGAUCUCCUUGAUCGAGUUGUAAUUUCUUGGGUACCAGUGGAGGCGAGUUCAAUGCUCUGAUCCGCCUGAUUCGUGCAGUUUCGGUCUGUCAUCAGCGACUUCGGCACUUGGAUUUAGGCCGCUACCCCGCCCGCUAGCAAGACUGGGAGUCAUCACUGGCAAAAGGGUCCUUCACAUAAGAUGGAG
Molecule: messenger RNA, 1371 nt
Organism: Pyricularia oryzae 70-15
Lineage: Eukaryota; Fungi; Ascomycota; Sordariomycetes; Magnaporthales; Pyriculariaceae
Exons: 2
Coding region: 156-959 (267 amino acids)
Biological process (GO): siroheme biosynthetic process
Molecular function (GO): protoporphyrin ferrochelatase activity; precorrin-2 dehydrogenase activity
Source: RefSeq, a predicted model, not a curated record